Messenger RNA from Acaromyces ingoldii, 1434 nucleotides. Its product is annotated as GLE1-domain-containing protein. Gene Ontology annotation, cellular component: nuclear pore; cytoplasm; nuclear pore cytoplasmic filaments. The transcript is spliced from 2 exons. Bases 1 to 1434 code for a protein of 477 amino acids. NCBI's taxonomy places the organism in Eukaryota, Fungi, Basidiomycota, Exobasidiomycetes, Exobasidiales, Cryptobasidiaceae. Gene Ontology annotation, biological process: regulation of translational termination; regulation of translational initiation; poly(A)+ mRNA export from nucleus. Gene Ontology annotation, molecular function: inositol hexakisphosphate binding; phospholipid binding; translation initiation factor binding. The record is from RefSeq and is a predicted model, not a curated record.
AUGCAGGCGCGCCGCCAGCGGAGCGUGAGCCUCAAGCCCGACGACACGCUUGGCGAUCCAGACAGGAGGAGCGCACCAUCAUCAUCCGCUGCGACGCGAGGGGGAGCCAGGCGGGACCUGGACGACGUCGAGAGCCUGCUCAGCUCCCUGAGGCUGCAGCAGGACGAGGAGGAGAAGCGGGACAGAGAGGCGUUCGAACAGCGGAACCGCAAGCUGUGGGACAACAUCGAGGCUGGUAUUCGGGCCGCAGAGCAGGUGCGAGAGAAGGAGGCACAGGAAGAGGCGGCGAGGCUGCGGGCCGCGCGAGCUGCACAGGAGGAGGCUGAGCGAAGAGCACGAGAACAACGCGAGGAGGAGGAGCGCAAGAUCCGCGAGGAAAACGAGGCGAAAGAGGCAGCGAGACGCAAAGCCGAGGAGGAGGCCAGGCAGGAGGAGGAGAGGCUCAAGGCGGCCGAGCGGGAGCGGAGCCUGGGCGGCGCCACGCUGCGCCUCGAGGCCAAGCAGGAGUACGAGCGAUGGUGGGCCAAGAUGAGCCACAUCAAGACAGACGUCCUGCCACUCGUCUCGGCCAACAACGAGUGGCGGAAGCAGUGCUUCCAGGCCAAGCGGCAGAUUACCCGUGGUGUCAGCCAGCUCACCAAUUCUCGGCAAGAGAUUGUCAGAGUCACUGAGUCGAUUGGCAAUGUGCUGACGCUCGCCAAGGGUGCCUCGCCCAACGGCGAGAUCUACACCUGGAUCCUCAAUCACCUGAGCAAGUGCCUCAUCCGGCAGGCCGAGCAGGAGGUGGCCGCCAAGCAGGACACGGCCUUUCCCCUCGCCCGCAUCGUCUCCUUUCUCCUCCUCCAGGGCCAUGCCGAGCUCGGCGACGUGCUCAUGGCUCGCCUGACAAAAAAGUGCCCCUGGGUGCUGGGCUACUGCCCCGUGAAGCGAGGCGACAUGGACGACGCUGCCUAUGCCAAGCUCGUCGGCCGAGCCGGGCUCGACGAGGCCUCGCUGCAGUUCACCUCGCGCAUGUGCGGCAUCCUCGCCUUUUACGCCGCCGUCGCACAGACGGACCCCGACAGCGGCUCUCCUGCGGGCCAGGGCCAGGGAUACGACAAAAUCCCACCGGCCUUUCGACCCGCUGCGCUGUGGACGUGGAUGGCCCGCAGCGUGACGCCGCCCAUGACGGACCACGCCCUCAUCCCGGCGCUGUGGUCGACGAUCAUCGAGGUGGCCGGGCCCAAGCUGCUGGCCAUCUACGGCAAGCAGUGCGCAAAGGUCUGGACCCUGCUGCUUGACGUGGGCAUCCGGCAGAAGAAGGCCGGCUUUGCCGACGACGAGACGGCCAAUGCCGCUCGGACCCGCCUGCUCCUCCUCCUCGAGGACUGGAAAAAGAAGGGGGGCACGACGGUGAGCGGUGCCACGGGCGGCCGCGAGAUGGCGCUGCCGUGA